Prorocentrum cordatum is the source of this 648-nucleotide messenger RNA. Lineage: Eukaryota; Dinophyceae; Prorocentrales; Prorocentraceae. The record is from the annotation of a GenBank genome assembly.
AUGGUGCCGAUGCCGCGUGGGUCGGCGGUGGCGGAUGAUGCAGGCAUCGGGCAGCAGGGCAUCGAGCACGGAGUUGGCAGCGACACGCAGGCGAACGAUGGCGACAACCCCGCGUUGCAGCCGCGCGAGAUCGAUGGUGACAGCCCCGCGCUGCAGUCGCGCGAGAGCGAGGGGCGGCAGUGUGACGUCGCCUCGGCGAUCGCGCUCGAGGAUCCGAUCGAUGGCGAUGGCGGAAACGGCCAGGAAACGCGCACCAUCGCAGGCGACACGUCGUUCCUGGACAUGUUGGACGUCAUGGGCUCGCUCCAGAUGGGCCUCAUGCGCGCAGAGAUGUUCAUGCGGGCGGAGGGCUGUCAUGACCCAGCCCACGAGAGCAAGCCGUUGUACGACCAGCUCCUCCACUUCAAAGCUCUUGUGGGCGAUGCCGUGUCAGGCCUGUCCCGUCUGAACAAUACGCUGAAUCUAGGCGCGGACCUGCUCAAUGAAUUCCGAGUGAGGUUCAGGAUCAUCCAAGGCAGCGGUGUGCGCCAUGAGGAUGGAUUCUAUGUGUGAUUGUAUGGUGCGCCCACCGCGCCCUGCUCCGCUUACAUGCGGUGUUUAAUGUUUAAUGGCGGUGGCCCACCGCGCCUCGGCCCUCUUCCCAGCCCC